This is a messenger RNA of Ipomoea nil (Japanese morning glory), 3913 nucleotides long. RefSeq lists its product as uncharacterized. Gene Ontology annotation, molecular function: protein binding. The record is from RefSeq and is a predicted model, not a curated record. Lineage: Eukaryota; Viridiplantae; Streptophyta; Magnoliopsida; Solanales; Convolvulaceae. Bases 1 to 3546 code for a protein of 1181 amino acids. The transcript is spliced from 12 exons.
AUGGAUCCUAAUUUCGGGUUUAACUCCCCGGCCAUGGCCACGGGUGAGCAAAAAGCGGCAUCCCGUUGGGAUUCGUCGCGGGCGGCGAAACCACGGGUGAGCAAGAAGAAGUACAUGACGGCUGCAAAUCGCACCCGCAGUUUGGGUAGGGAUGCCUCGUGGAAUCCAGGGGGUCAGGUGAUUUCUGGUUCUUUGGGGGAAGGAUUAAAUGGGAAUGGGAAUAAGGAAUUUGUGUUUGGUGCUAAGAAAGAUGGCACUGAAAGUAGUUAUUUGAACAGAGCAAAUAGUGAUGGAAAUAUGGAGGACGAUAAAGGAGGUCCUAGUCCUAGUGAUGAAAUGAGAAGAUUGAAACUGCAUUUGAAUGUGAACAAUAAAGAUUGUAGAGAAGAAAUUGGUGAUUCUGGGGGGGUUGAUACACAAAUGCUGUUGACCAAAGAGGUACAAAUGGGAAAAUUUGAUAGCAAUUCUUCAAGUGGAAGUAGUAGUAGUAAUUUGCAGUGUGCAUUUGGUGGUGUUAAACUCUUGGAUGAGACCAGAAAAUUGAAUAUGAAGAAAGAUAGUGUUGCAUUUGGGGGAAUACAUUCUUUAAGCAGAAGCUCUGAGAAUGAACAUCAACCGGAUGAACUGAAUAAUUUACCCGGUGGUGUGGGUGUGGGUGUUGGUUCAAGCGAGGACAAGAGUAGCUUUGUCUUUGGUGGAAAUGGAAACACUGAAACGCAAUUGGAUGAUGAUGUUAGCAAGUCGAACAUUGGAAGAAGGCUUUCACUUUCAGGUCAAGCAACAAAACAUUUGCCACCCGUUCUCACAAAAAUUAAAACCAACACCAAGAGUAGCGAUAUUUCGAAUGGCAAGAGUUGUUCAAGUGUAUUUUCUGGUUCAAUUCCUUCACAAUUCAGUUUUCAGGCUGUGAAGAAAGAGAGUAAGGUCUCUCAGGUUCAUGUUCACAAUCAAAGCAAUACAUUCUCCACCUCUUCUUCCAUAUCCAUAAGUGUUCCUGAAUCACCAGAUAAAGCUAUAAUGCAGCAGCAUCAUGUAGUAGAAUUCACAACACCAACCCUAAAGGGGAGUUUCAAUAGGAAACCUGAAACAAAAAGGAAUCCAACUAAAGAUCUCAGAUUGAAGAAAAAGAAAGGGAAACUUAAGAAAGCCAUUUCUGAUCCAGUUAAGUUUGGACAAGAGUACUUGCAACUGAAUGCAGACUCUUCUGAAUCAUAUCCAGUAAUGGAUAUUUCUCCAUAUCAAGAAACACCAAGAGAAAACACUCUCACAAGGGUAACUUCUGGCAUUUCUAAUGAGGUCAUCAAUCAGAAUGGUAAUUCGUUGACAGACUCACAUCUGCUGGUUUCAAGUGGUACCACAGAUCAGCAUCUUGCUUGUGAAACAGAACACUUGGAUAUUAAUGAUAACCCUAUAAAACAUCAUGAACUUGAACAAGUGGAAUCUUGGGACUCUAUCAGUCAAGGUUCUUUUGCUGAGGGACCUUAUGAAGAAUCUUUUUCUGGAGCCAAGACUGACAACUUCAGAUCUGCUAUUCAUCAUCUAGAUUAUAGUGCUGAGUCCCUUGUUACUGCAGCUGAAAAUAAAAGGAGUUCUAUUGCACCCAUUGAGAAGGAAGAUAGUGAUGGGAGCACUCAUACAAAUUUAGAAGACACAUGCCAGACCAGCUUCAUAUUUUCUGCAUCUUCUACUGAAAGAGUUCAGCCAUCAGUGGUGGUAACACGGCACCAGAAGAAGAAAAGCCAAACAAAAUUACGAAAUGGUCCAAGUAUUUCCACUUCAAGUUCAAAAAUUUCAAAUUCAUGGACUCCUGUGAAAUCUUUUCGAGUUUGUGGAACAUCUUCUUUCUUAUCUCCCAGUCAGGGUCAACAAGGUAAUAUACCUGCAUUGUCAAGCCGAAGCCUGAGCAGGAAUGGAUCAUUUAAGGAAAAAGUGGUCAAGCUAGGAAUUAUGUCUACUGCUGAUGUAAACAUGGCACCUCAUGAAACAUGUGAAAGAUGGCGAUUAAGGGGAAAUCAAGCCUGUGCUAGUGGAGAUUUAUCUAAAGCAGAGGACUGCUACACUCAAGGGGUUAAUUCUAUAUCUCAAACCGAUACAUCUAAGACUUGUCUUCGGGCAUUGAUGCUGUGCUAUAGCAACCGUGCUGAAACACGAAUGUCUUUGGGGAGAAUGAGAGCAGCACUAGAGGAUUGUUUGAAUGCCACUGCACUGGAUCCAAACUUCCAUAGGACCCAAGUCCGAGCUGCUAACUGUUGCCUCGCCCUAGGAGAAAUAGAAAAUGCAUCCAAGUAUUUUAUGAAGUGCUUGCAAGAGGGUAGUGACACCUGUGUGGACAGAAAGCUAUUGGUGGAAGCCUCAGAGGGCUUGGAGAAGGCACAGAAAUUAUCAAAUUACAUGAAGCAAUCUGCAGAGCUCUUAGAAAGAAGAAGAGCCAAUGAUGCAGAGUGUGCCUUGGCUGUUUUAGCUGAUGCUUUGAUGAUAAGCUCUUACUCGGAGAAGUUACUUGAAAUGAAAGCAGAUGCUCUUCUUAUGCUGCAGAAGUAUGAAGAAGCAAUUCAGCUAUGUGAGCAGACAUUUACUUGUGCUGAGUUAAACACUUCCACUUCAGAUUCUGAGCCAGCAAACUUGGAUGCUUCUAACAAACAGAGGAGUGAUUCACAUAGGUUUUGGCGUUGUUUGGUAACUGUCAAAUCCUACUUUCAUCUGGGAAAGCUCGAGGAAGCUGAUAGUUUUUUGAAAAAGCAAGAGAAAUCAGGGUCUCCCACAAAUGGAACCCCAGCUUUGCAAUCUAUUAUACCUUUAGCUGCAACAGUACAUGAGUUGUUACACCUCAAGACUGCUGGAAAUGAAGCAUUUCAGUCGGGGAAGCAUGCAGAGGCUAUUGAAUAUUACACUGCUGCAAUAUCUUGCAGUGUGGAGUCACGCCCUUUUUCAGCAAUUUGUUUCUGCCAUCGUGCUGCUACAUUUCAAGCUAUUGGCCAGAUUGUGGAUGCAAUUGCAGAUUGCAACCUGUCUGUAGCCCUUGAUAGAAACUAUGAAAAGGUAAUUUGUAGACGAGCUUUAUUGCUUGAAAUGAUAAGGGAUUAUGAACAAGCAGCUUCAGAUCUUCAAAGACUUAUUUCCCUUUUAAUGAGGCAAAUGGAAAAUAAAAUUAACCAGUCUGAUAAAACGAGUUUCAUGAAUGAGAUCAGGCAAACUCAGCAGAAGCUUUCUGCAAUUGAGGAAGAAAGCAGAAAGAACAUCCCUUUAAAUAUGUACUUAAUUCUGGGAGUUGAUCCAUCUGCUGCGCAAUCAGAAAUUAAGAAGGCUUAUCGAAAAGCUGCACUUAAGCAUCACCCUGACAAGGCUGGGCAAUCACUACCUAGAAAUGACAACCCAGAUGAUGGGAGACAAAUAUCAGAAGAGGUUCGAAGAAAUGCUGACAGGCUUUUCAAAAUGAUUGGGGAGGCCUAUGCACUGCUUUCAGAUCCUGGAAAGCGUUCACGGUAUGAUUUUGAAGAAGAAACGAGGAAUGGUCAACACGGGCAAUGGAGGCAGCACACACGUUGAUUUUCAAAACUAUCCCUUUGUUGACAGAAGUGGGAAUAGGUGGCAGAAGGGAGAUGUUUGGAGGACAUGGGAAUUCUUAGGCCGAAAACUGGAUGAAAACAAAUGGAUCUUGUGCGUACAUAUGUUGAAGCAACAGAGAAUGAUGCCAGACUGGAACAAGCUUAUAUUGUAUAGUAGUAUAGAUUCCUGAAGUCAAUUAAGCCGGACAGUUUAUUUAAUUUGCUUCAUUCAAGGACUUUACUAUUGCCCACAGAUUGUAAGUAGUUUAUCUGUACGUUAUCUGUAUUGAUGAUUGAUUGUACAUAAGAAGUUUAUUUGUAGAUCCAUGGAGUUCAGAAUUCUCCAAAUUUUAUUUUGUUUUGAUAAA